UAUGUUAUCAUACCGUCAGUAUUUGAUGAUCGUUCGAAGAGGUAAGGUCUACAUUGAGUGAUACUUUUGGCUACCACUUUUGGCUAAAAUAACGGCUCGUGAUUCCGCAAAUAAUUUAAAGACACAAUUUAACCUAUACAAUGGAUUUGCAACAAUCACGUAGAAUAUAAAUGCUCUAAUUUAUAUUUUGCAAAUUUUUAUCAUCGAAAACUGAGAUAUUUGAGACACAAAAGCUGACAUAAUGUUUCUAAAAUUUUCAUUAAAUAUUUUAUUAUGCAUCCUCGUAAAGACAAUGGCUUUUGCGACGAACUGUCUGAUACCACUCCAUUAUAACUUGAGCCUAAAACUAGAGUCUAGAGAGAUAACUACGUUAAAAGGCGUAUCCAGUAUCAUAGUUUAUAAUAAUUGUCCAACAUAUACCAUAGCUUUAGAUGUAUCAAAUUUUAUAACUAUAUUGGACAUACAUUUAAAGUCGGCUAAGAGUGGAAAAAUCUAUACAUGUUAUCAUAUAAACGUAGAAAUAAAUAAAAUAAUGGUCUUUAUCUCGGUGCCUCUGGCGCCAUAUAAAUUGGAGUCUGAAAUUUAUAUUGUGAAUAUAGAAUUUGUAAACAAUUUGGUUGCUCGACCUAAUAUACCUCUGUAUAUUUGGUAUAAAAAUGCGUUUUCGCGAGCCUCUUGGUACAAUCAGAAAACGGUAUUCGCGAUACUAAACCAGCCACGAACAGCUCGAGAAUUAUUUCCAUGUUUGGACGAACCGGAAUUAAGUGCCAUUUUUAACAUUACUUUUCAACAUCAUGUGUCAAACAUUUUUAUAACAAAUAUGAUGCAAGAAUUUACGGAAAAAGACUAUAAUAAUACUGAAGAAAUAAUAUUUACUCGUUUUCAUACGACAUCUGAAAUGUCUCCGAACGACAUAGCAAUUGUGAUAUAUAAAUUCAAGACAAUGAAUCAGAUUUAUUUACGGAAAACGAAGAUAGGAUCAAAUAAUAUAUUCGACUCAGUAUUGUGCAGACAGCACUUGACAGCCCACAUGAAAGUCGCGAUUAAUGUUGCUGAAACUUUAAUUCUAUAUUUAAGAAACGAAUGGAAAAUCUUCCAAAUUGUUCCAAAAUAGAUAUUGUCGUUCUACCGAAUUUCGAGGACAAAACUUGGCGGACCAGGGGUCUGGUUAUUUUCAAUGAAUUUGACGUAAUCUACGACGAAUCCUUAGAUGUUUUUGCGCAUAAACAUACAGUGAUGCGCACAAUAGCUCAUAGUAUAAUAUCUCAAGGAGGAUAUGGUUAUAUCUUCGAUAUUUCUUGUUUGUCUUACUGGUGGUUAAACGAAGGCUUCGUUAUGUUCCUCGAAACAUACAUCCUCGAUAAGGCCUUUCCAGAUUCUCGGAUGAUGGACUUGUUUGUAGUUCAGAAUCAAUAUGAGUCUCGUUAUUUAACAUCAAAGGAUACAGCUAAUUGUAUGGAAUAUACAGGCGAUAUAUUUAAAAUUAAUCCAGUUAUUUCCUUUUCUCCUAUUAAAGGAGCCGUUAUAUGGCGCAUGUUAGAAUAUUUAGCUCACGAUGUAUUUUGGAAAUCUCUCCAUACGUAUGUAAAUCAAACUUCCUUUAAUUUUAAAACUCCCGACGAUCUGUGGUAUACGAUGGAAGCUGCUGCAAGAAGACACAAGGACACAUUUAAGGAUUUAUCGAAUUUAUGGAAGGUGAAAAAAGCGAUUGAUAUUUGGACUAAAGAAAAGUGUUGUCCUGUGCUAAAUGUGAUACGAAAUUAUGAAACCAGAGAAGUGGAAAUAUCGAAGAAUUUGGACGACAAAUCGGAUAAAAGCCCAUAUUUUAUACCCGUCACCUUUACUAUAAAUACAGACUUCAAUUUUGUCGCAAAUAGGCCAAAUAUUUCUAAUUAUUUAUCAGAAAUCAAACCGACGAUGAAAAUAUUCCUUGAUGAAAAAGUUAAAUGGAUAAUUGUCAAUAUACAACAAACUGGAUACUAUCGCGUUAACUAUGAUUUCAAGAAUUGGCAGAAUCUUGCAAGUUAUUUAAAUUCUGACGAAUAUACAAAUAUACAUGUUCUCAAUAGAGCGCAAAUCAUCGAUGACGCAUUUUAUAUGGCAAUAAAUAAUAAACUUAAUUUUUGCUUGUUCUGGAAACUUGUGAAAUACUUAUGGCGAGAGAAAGAUUAUAUAGCAUGGUACCCUAUGUUCAAAAUUUUUGAAUAUAUAUCAAAUAUUUAUGCAUUGCAGUAUAAUCCAGUACAAUUUUCCACGGUGAUAAAGUUUCAGGAAAUAGUAUUGAACAUAAGCAGCAUAUUUGAUCCUUUAGGAGAGCAUAUGUACGGUCCAACAGUACCAACUAACAACGAUUUUGAUAAAUGUUUAGUACAAGAACGCUCAAAAUGGGCAUGUUUCUUUGAUCAUCCUUUGUGCAUUAAAGCAGCUGAAAACCAAUUAAAAUUAUAUCUAAAUAAUAGUGAAAAAAAUACAUUUUUGCCUGAUUGGCGGAAAUGGAUUUUAUGUAAUGGUUUAAAGACUGCAAACAAUUCUUUAUGGGAUCAUGUAUCAAAAGUAUUGAAAAAAGCAGUGUCUAUGAAAAGGGAAAAUGCGGCAGUGUUUGAAUUACUUAGUUGUUUUAAGGAUCAUCUAAUUAUCCAGAAUUAUUUGUCUGUUACACAAACACUUCUAUAUGAAAAUAUUAUAAUGAAGGAUAUACCAAUAGAUGAAAAGAUGAUAAAAGAGAACAAUAAGAUGUAUGCUUUAAUUACUAAUAUGUAUCUUUCUGCUCUUUCGAGACAUGCUAAGACGACUAAAGGACUUGAAGAACUGUUGAAGAAUUUUGAAAAGAUGAGGCCUAUACAUAUCAGUACGAAUGCAGCAAUGACGGUAAUUAUUAAUAGUGCACUUUCAUCUAGACAAAUUAGCACGAUACAUAAAUUCGCGACACGUAUUUUAUCACCAAACCUUAUAUAUCAAAUAUCACCCACAUUUAUAAUACGUAACCAAAAGAUAUCACACCAUAUGGAAUUUAUUCGAAAUUUGUACGAGAAGCUCAGCAUUAAUUGAAUUAUUAUAGGUGCAACUACAUUAACAAUUUCUUAUUAUAAAAUCCAGUAUUUAUUAAAUCCUCAUUUAUAAUGUUUUA
Nylanderia fulva is the source of this 3127-nucleotide messenger RNA. RefSeq names its product aminopeptidase N-like. Lineage: Eukaryota; Metazoa; Arthropoda; Insecta; Hymenoptera; Formicidae. Gene Ontology annotation, molecular function: zinc ion binding; peptide binding; metalloaminopeptidase activity. Gene Ontology annotation, biological process: proteolysis; peptide catabolic process. Gene Ontology annotation, cellular component: cytoplasm; membrane. The record is from RefSeq and is a predicted model, not a curated record.